Messenger RNA from Myripristis murdjan (pinecone soldierfish), 611 nucleotides. RefSeq names its product T-cell acute lymphocytic leukemia 1 (gene tal1). NCBI's taxonomy places the organism in Eukaryota, Metazoa, Chordata, Actinopteri, Holocentriformes, Holocentridae. The coding region runs from base 105 to 611 and encodes 168 amino acids. Gene Ontology annotation, biological process: regulation of transcription by RNA polymerase II. Gene Ontology annotation, molecular function: DNA-binding transcription factor activity, RNA polymerase II-specific; RNA polymerase II cis-regulatory region sequence-specific DNA binding; protein dimerization activity. The record is from RefSeq and is a predicted model, not a curated record. The transcript has 3 exons.
CGCGAACAUGAACGGUGCGUUCCUUGGCUGUGAUUGGUCAGGUUUUAGGCCAGAGGAGUUCGAUUGGUUAAAGUAAUAUCAGUGGACCAGAUCGGUGUAUCGUCAUGAAACACAGACCGUCACCGUACGAAGUCGACUUCAGCAGCGUUACCACCCACCUCCCCUCCCCAGGCUCCCCUCCCAAGGUCGUGCGUCGCAUCUUCACCAACAGCCGUGAGCGCUGGCGGCAGCAGAACGUGAACGGGGCGUUCAGCGAGCUGCGGAGGCUGCUGCCCACCCACCCACCCGACAGGAAGCUCAGCAAGAACGAGAUCCUGCGGCUGGCCGUCAGGUACAUCAACUUCUUGGACAAGCUACUGGGCGACCAGGAUGGGCCAGAGGGCGGGGCCUUCACGGGGCAGGAGGGCGGGGCCUGCACGGGACAGGGGGGCGGGGCCUACGGGCAGCAGAGCCCUCCGGAGACGCUGUCGCCCAGCUCCAGCUCCAGCUGUGGGAGCCUGCUGGACGGGGAGCAGAGCCCCGACAGCUGGACUGACUUCCAGGUGUCCUAUGGAGAGCCUGGACGACUGCAGCGCCCCCACCUGGCAGCACACACAGCGAGCUACAGCUGA